UCUUGUUUUUGUCCUGAGGUAGUUCUGGUAGAGCUUGGACUAAAGUUUUGGGUCAUUAUUUUGCUGUAGGAUGAAACUCUGACCAACUAUACCAGAGGAAACUGAUGAUGGUCUAAAACUUUAGACCUGUAGUGUGCGUCAGAAAAGUGAAUCACACAGACACUAACUAGAUCCAGCUCCAGCUGCCAACAACAACAACAACAACAAAAAGAAAAACCACCUUUGAGAUGGCAGUGGCACCCCAGGCCCUGGCGCUUCUGGCCCUGCUGAGCCUGACGCCGGCCCCCACCCUGGGAGGAUGCCCGUCGGUUUGCCGGUGCUCUUUCGCCAUGGUGCAGUGCCUGGAGCCCAACGGCAUAAGCAGCAUCCCUCCGCUGGUGCCGCAGGAGAGCGAGAACGUGACGGAGAUAUACAUAGAAAACCAAGCCGGCCUGGAGAACAUAACAGAAGUUGACCUGGCUUAUUACAGAGAGCUGAAGAACCUCACGGUGACCAUGUGUAAGCUGAGGUUCAUCUCUGCCAACGCCUUCCAGAACAACCCGAAGCUGCAGUAUGUGAACCUGGCUUCAAACUUCCUGGAGCACAUCAGCUGGAGAGUGUUUCAUUUUCUACCUCUGCUCAACCUGGUUUUACGGGAUAACCCUCUGGUUUGCUCGUGCGACCUCCACUGGCUGCAGCAGUGGCAGAUCGAUGACCGCGGAGACCUGGACAGUCAGAUGCUGCUCUGCUGGUCCGACGGGAAGGAGUUACCCCUCAGCUCUCUGGUCAUAGACAACUGCAGUCUGCCUGAGGUUAACAUCGCGUCUUCCAACUCCAAGAUUCAGGAAGGAGGAAACCUCACGUUUGAGUGUCGCGUGACAGGACGUCCCACUCCCACUGUGACAUGGAGAACCGAUGAGCUGGUCUCUCAAUGGAAAAUAGAGGAAAGAAUCUGGGGUUCCACAUUAGAGCUGGUCCUCUACCUCACCAACGUUUCCUCCAAGGACAACCUGCACAACCUGACUUGUGAGGCCGAGAACCAAGCUGGGCCCAGAGAGGGGAUGGUGCAAUUGGACAUUGAGUUUCCAGCUAAAAUCCUCUUCCUGAAAGACGCCGUGCCGCAGCACAACUGGUGCUUCCCCUUCGCCGUGGACGGGAACCCCGACGCCAUCAUCACCUGGCUCUACAACGGCAACAGACUGAAAGAGAACAUCUACGCCUACACCCAGUUGAUCCAAGACUCGGGCGACGGCUCGGUGAAACACGGCUGCCUCUUCCUCAACAAGCCCACGCACAUCAACAACGGCAACUACACGCUGAUCGUGGAGAACAAACUGGGCAGGGACGAGGCCACCGCCGUUGGGAAGUUCAUGGACAACCCGUUCGACCCGUUCGACCCAGAGGGAAUCAUCCCAGUCCUUGAUGUGGAUCCAAGUAAGUCUCUGAUUGACUUUGACUCUUCUAAAAAAAACAUGAAUAAUCUCUGUAAGUUUACUCCACACCGACUGAACCAUGUGGGAUUUUUUAACGAGUCCUCUAACCUCUUCUUCUCAGGUCCGACCAGCAAGUCAGACAUGGACGUCACAGAGAACCCGGAGAGUCGAGUGUUUGUGGUGUCUGUGGCCGUGGGUCUGGCUGUGUUCGCCUGCACUUUCCUGCUCAUCAUGCUGCUGGUUAUUAACAAGUGUGGGCAGCAUUCAAAGUUCGGUAUUCACCGCUCAUCAGUUUUGGGCACGGAGGAUGACCUGGCCGUGUCGCUUCGCUUCAUGAACUUCGGGACCAGCCCGCCUUCCUCGGAUGAAGACUCGGGUUUGUCCAGCUUUGUAGAGAAUCCACAGUACUUCUGCGGCAUCAUCAAGGACAAAGACAUGUGUGUGCAGCACAUUAAACGGCAGGACAUCGUGUUGAAGUGGGAGCUGGGCGAAGGAGCAUUUGGCAAAGUCUACCUGGCAGAGUGUGCAAACCUGAGCCCCGACAGCGACAAGAUGCUGGUCGCCAUCAAAACUCUGAAGGACGCCAACGAGUCGACGCGGCAGGACUUCCAGCGUGAGGCCGAGCUGCUGACGGUGCUGCAGCACCAGCACAUCGUCCGGUUCUACGGCGUCUGCACGGACGGGGAGCCGCUGGCCAUGGUGUUCGAGUACAUGAGGCACGGAGACCUGAACCGCUUCCUCCGAGCUCACGGCCCUGACGCUCGGAUCCUGGAGGAGUCCAAGAUGCCCCCGCUGGGUCAGCUGACCCUGCCUCAGAUGCUGCACAUCGCCGCCCAGAUCGCCUCGGGCAUGGUCUACCUGGCGUCGCUGCACUUCGUCCACCGUGACCUGGCGACACGCAACUGUCUGGUGGGCGAGGGUCUGGUGGUGAAGAUCGGAGACUUCGGGAUGUCCCGGGACAUCUACAGCACAGAUUACUACAGAGUGGGCGGACGUACGAUGCUGCCGAUCCGCUGGAUGCCCCCCGAGAGCAUCAUGUACAGGAAGUUCACGACGGAGAGCGACAUCUGGAGCUUCGGCGUGGUCCUCUGGGAGAUCUUCACCUACGGCAAACAGCCCUGGUACCAGCUGUCCAACAGUGAGGCCAUUGAAUGCAUCACGCAGGGCCGGGAGCUGGAGAGGCCGCGUACCUGCCCUAAGGAGGUGUACCUGCUGAUGCAGGGCUGCUGGCAGAGGGAGCCCCAGCAGAGGAUGGUCAUCAAGGACAUCCACAGCCGCCUCCUGGCUCUGGUCAAGAACCCGCCCGUCUACCUGGACAUCCUCGGCUAACGGCGCCGAGCGCCACCCAGGGGGGCGGAGACCAGAGGCCGGGGAGGUUUUUCCUUUUUCUUUUUUUUGGUUAAGUGAAGCUAGAACGAGUUCAUUUCCCAUUUCUACCAGUCGCUGCUUGAUACUUGACGGACCAGGUACGAACAAGUCUGCAGGAAAAACGCUUCAAUUCUGCCUCGUUCCAGCUCGAUUGCAGCUGGAUCUCUGUUUACGGCCCCGCCCCACAUCCUGUGGAGACCUGUCGUAUGUUUACCAGAGUGUUUAAUGUUUAUCUGGAGCGGGAUCAGUGCGACGGGGUGAGACGUGCAUGGAUAAGUGUUGAAGUAACCGUAUAUGGGGCUUUACGUUUGCUGGGAAUCCAGUUUCUACGGCUCGACUCUGAAGGAUGGAUGAAAGCGAGGUCGCUCCGCGUCAUACGAGUCAGGGCUUUAAACACGUUUUACAGAUUUGGCUCAUUUGUACAGAACAGUCGCUGAUUUCUGACGUUUUGAUAUGGAAAGUGAUUUAAAGGCUUUCAGUAAAAAAAAUGUACAUAAAGAUAAUCGCAACGGAA
This is a messenger RNA of Mugil cephalus (flathead mullet), 3294 nucleotides long. RefSeq names its product neurotrophic tyrosine kinase, receptor, type 1 (gene ntrk1). Gene Ontology annotation, cellular component: plasma membrane; signaling receptor complex; axon. The record is from RefSeq and is a predicted model, not a curated record. The transcript has 17 exons. The coding region runs from base 228 to 2741 and encodes 837 amino acids. Gene Ontology annotation, biological process: cell surface receptor protein tyrosine kinase signaling pathway; positive regulation of kinase activity; multicellular organism development. Lineage: Eukaryota; Metazoa; Chordata; Actinopteri; Mugiliformes; Mugilidae. Gene Ontology annotation, molecular function: neurotrophin binding; transmembrane receptor protein tyrosine kinase activity; ATP binding.